AUGGCGCCCCCCACAGGCGCACUCGUUUCAUUGCUGCUGCUGGUGACCUUUACAGGUUGUGCCUGGACGCAGUGCAGUGAGGGGAGGACGUAUUCCAAUGCCAUCAUCUCUCCUAACUUGGAAACUAGCAAAAUCAUGCCGGUGCCUCAGACCACCCCCUUGGGGGACUGCACAUCCGCCUGCUGCGACCUGUCCAGCUGCGACCUGGCUUGGUGGUUUGAGGGCCGCUGCUACCUGGUGAGCUGCCCGCACAAAGAGAGCUGCGAGCCCAAGAAGAUGGGCUCCAUCAGGUCUUACCUGACCUUUGUGCUCAGGCCCGCCCAGAGGCCCGCAGCACUGCGGGACUACGGGGUGGUGAUGCUGAACAGGGGCGCCCCGUCGGGAAUCUGGGGGGACUCACCUGAGGAUAUCAGGAAGGACCUGCCCUUCCUGGGCGAGGAUCGGGGCCUGGACAUGUCUGAGUACUCGGAUGACUACAGGGAGCUGAAGCAGAACCUCUUCCAGCCGGUCAGCAAGCAGGAGCCCCGGGGGACCGCCGAGUUCACGGACUGGGGCUUGCUGCCCGGAGGUGAGGGAGGUUUCAACUUCUCUGCUGGAGACAGCCCCGCAGCACCAGCGGAGAAGCAGCCGGAGGACCCAGGGCUCCAUGAGCUGAAUGAGUCGGCGUGGACCCCGGCCCCGAAACCCUCUCCGGAGAGGUUGUUGCUUCCCUUGGUCACUGCCCCACCUCCAGGAGAAGUGGAGAGAGAGACUUCUCAGCUCCAUGGGCAAGCCGGCACCAGCUCUGGGAAAGAGGUCCUAAUGCCAUCCCAUGAUCCUCCUCCAGCCAGCCUGGAGGUCAGCCCGGCCACUGUGGAGAAGAGCCCGGUUCUCACAGUCACCCCGUGGAGCAGAGAGCAUAGCAUUCCAACCCUUUCCACCAGCACCAUCCCAUCCGAGCAACCCAGACCUGCUCCUACUGCUCCCAGGACAGUGAAACAACUCAUGGUGUCUGCUGGCGAGAACCGAGUCAUAACUUCCCCGGAAGAUGAAGUUGAGCUGAAGGCUUCGGUUGUGCCGGCGCCGCCUGCAGAAACAACUUACAGCUAUGAAUGGAGUUUAAUAAGCCACCCUGAAGACUACCAAGGAGAAAUAAAACAAAGACACACACAGGCUCUUAAUGUCUCUCAAUUGUCAGUAGGACGUUAUGCCUUCAAAGUAGCAGUUUCUGGUGAAAAUGCCUUUGGAGAGGGAUUUGUAAAUGUCACCGUGAAGCCAGCCGGAAGAGUCAACCUGCCUCCCACGGCAAUCGCUUCUCCCGAGAGACAGGAGUUCUCCCUGCCAUUGACGUCGGCUAUCAUCGAUGGCAGCCAAAGUACAGAUGAUACUAAGAUAGUGAGUUAUCACUGGGAAGAAGUUAAUGGGCCCUUCCGAGAAGAGAAGACCUCAGCUGACUCCCCCGUCUUACAUCUGUCUAACCUUGUUCCUGGAAACUAUACUUUCAGGUUGACAGUUACAGACUCAGAUGGAGCCACUAACUCUACAACGGCAACCCUAAUAAUCAACAGUGCUAUGGACUACCCUCCAGUCGCCAAUGCAGGACCAAAUCAGACCAUAACUUUGCCCCAAAACUCCAUCACUUUGAAUGGAAACCAGAGCAGUGAUGAUCACCAGAUUGUCCUCUAUGAGUGGUCCCUGGUGCCUGGGAGUGAGAGCAAAGAGGUGGCUAUGCAGGGAGUAGAGACCCCAUACCUUCAUUUGUCGGCAAUGGAGGAAGGAGAUUAUACGUUUCAGCUGAUGGUGACAGAUUCUUCGAGGCAACAGUCCACAGCUGUGGUCACCGUGAUUGUCCAACCUGAAAACAACAGGCCUCCGGUGGCUGUGGCCGGCCCGGAUAAGGAGCUGAUCCUCCCAGUGGAAAGCACCACGCUGGACGGGAGCAGGAGCAGCGAUGACCACGGGAUUGUCUUCUACCGCUGGGAGCGUGUCAGAGGCCCCAGCGCAGUGGAGAUGGAAAACUUCGACAAAGCUAUAGCCACAGUAAGCGGUCUUCAGGUGGGUACCUACCACUUCCGUUUAACAGUGAAAGACCAGCAGGGAUUGAACAGCACGACCACCCUCACCGUGGCCGUGAAGAAGGAAAAUAAUAGUCCUCCCAGAGCCCGGGCUGGUGGCAGACAUGUUCUUGUGCUUCCCAAUAACUCCAUUACUUUGGAUGGUUCAAGGUCUACUGAUGACCAAGGGAUUGUGUCCUAUCUGUGGAUCCGGGACGGCCAGAGCCCAGCAGCUGGAGAUGUCAUCGACGGCUCUGACCAUGGCCCGGCCCUGCAGCUCACCAACCUGGUGGAGGGCAUCUACACUUUCCGCCUCCAAGUUGCUGAUGGUCAGGGGGCCUCAGACACGGACACCGCCACAGUGGAAGUGCGGCCAGACCCGAAGGCGGCUGGCCUGGUGGAGCUGAUCCUGCAGGUCGGCGCGGGGCAGCUGUCGGAGCAGCGCAAGGGCGCCCUCGUGCGGCGGCUGGCAGCGCUGCUGAGCGUGCUGGACUCGGACGUCAGGGUUCAGAAGGUCCAGGCCCACUCGGACCUCAGCACCGUGAUUGUGUUUUAUGUACAGACUGGGCCACCUUUCAAGGUCCUCAAAGCUGCCGAAGUGGCCCGAAAUCUACACAGGCGGCUCUCAAAGGAAAAGGCUGAUUUCUUGCUUUUCAAAGUCUUGAGGAUUGACACAGCAGGGUGCCUUCUGAAGUGUUCUGGCCAUGGGCACUGUGACCCCAUCACAAAGCGUUGUAUUUGCUCCCAGCUGUGGAUGGAGAACCUGAUCCAGCGUUAUAUCCGGGAUGGAGAAAGCAACUGUGAGUGGAGCGUGUUCUAUGUGACAAUACUGACUCUUGCUCUCAUUGUGCUGACAGGGGGUUUAACGUGGCUUUGCAUCUGCUGCUGUAAGAGACGAAAAAGGACUAAAAUCAGGAAGAAAACGAAGUACACUAUCUUGGACAACAUGGAUGACCAGGAAAGAAUGGAGCUGAGGCCCAGAUAUGGUAUCAAGCACCGAAGCACAGAGCACAACUCCAGCCUGAUGGUGUCCGAGUCCGAGUUUGACAGCGACCAGGAUACAAUCUUCAGCCGAGAGAGGAUGGAGCGAGGGAAUCCGAAGGUUUCCAUGAACGGAUCCAUCAGAAAUGGAGCUUCCUUCAGCUAUUGCUCAAAGGACAGAUAA
Rangifer tarandus platyrhynchus (Svalbard reindeer) is the source of this 3198-nucleotide messenger RNA. Lineage: Eukaryota; Metazoa; Chordata; Mammalia; Artiodactyla; Cervidae. The record is from the annotation of a GenBank genome assembly.